AUAAUAUGGGCUACGCUGGCAACCCUGCUAUCAGCUGUUUGGUUAUGUGAAUUAAUUUUUUCUAUUCUACUUGUUAAAUUUUAAUAAAAAAAUGCUGCAAAUCACAAGGAAUUGCCUGGCUAAAACUGCCACAGCUACAGUAACUCAGAGGGGCAUUGCUCUUACGGCCGCUCGAUCCAUCGAUCAAAAGUGGCGUGCAGGCAAGGGAUUGCCGGAAAACCCGAAUGCUUUUGGCCCGCUCACCAAUUUGCCAGACUUUACGUACCUUGAUGGAAGACCUACGCCCCUGGGAGCCAACCAAAAGAGACGACUGCUGAAACAACAGGAGAUUGCCACAAAGAUCGUUGAGCUAAGUGGGGAGCUGGAAUUCGCCAAGCAGCGGCAUGAACGGCUAAAGGAGGCUGCCGCAUCUGAAAAACAGCGCCUCAUCCAGAACAAACUGAAGCCCAAGGGCCACCUGCUUCUCAAGAAGUAGUUUCCCAAACAUUAGCUUGUACAUGUUUAUGAUAAGUCGCUUAGUGAAUGGAGACGAUAAUAUACGAUGGUCUUGUGAUGUGGACACAUGUUUGCCCAAAA
Messenger RNA from Drosophila ficusphila, 576 nucleotides. It is a transcript of the gene mRpL52, whose product is annotated as 39S ribosomal protein L52, mitochondrial. The coding region runs from base 92 to 475 and encodes 127 amino acids. Gene Ontology annotation, biological process: mitochondrial translation. Gene Ontology annotation, cellular component: mitochondrial large ribosomal subunit. The record is from RefSeq and is a predicted model, not a curated record. NCBI's taxonomy places the organism in Eukaryota, Metazoa, Arthropoda, Insecta, Diptera, Drosophilidae. Gene Ontology annotation, molecular function: structural constituent of ribosome. The transcript is spliced from 3 exons.